GGCUCGGCCUAGGCCUCCAUUUUGCAGUCGUUUCUCAACCUCUGCUGUUUCCACUGGAGCCGCGGCUGUUUGAGCACAUAAAGUUCACCCUUGUUCCUGAAGCUGAGCACGAACCCUUGACGGACGACAUCAUGACUGACCCGGCGGCGGACGUGGAGGUUCCGGAGGGCGCGGAGGUUCGCAGACUGUCCGAGCUGCGAGUCAUCGACCUGAAGGCCGAGCUGAAGAAGCGAAACCAGGACACCACGGGCGUCAAGAGCGUGUUGUCGGAGCGUCUGAAGAAGGCCAUCGAGGAGGAGGGCGGAAAUCCCGAUGAGAUCACUGUGGUUCCAGAUUCUGCACCGAAGAAGAGCAACGCUGCACCCAAACGAGCUGCCAGAGACACAAGACCAGAGAAUGAUGAACCAGAGGACAGCCCUGUCGAGGAGGACGCUCAUGACGGACAUGAGGAUUCACAAGAUGAUCAAGAGAACAUGCAGGAGAUGGACAUUCUCGACAUGAGCGUGCUGGAUGAGACGGAGAACGACAAUGGAAUACCGGCUGAGGAUGACGAGAAUGAAGCGGAAUAUUUGCAGGGAGAUGAUGAUGAUGAAGUGAUGAAUGAACAAACUGACACCCAAGCUUUGGAGUCAGAAGAUGAAGCGAAAGCUCCGGAGCAGAUGGACGAGUCUGAGGUGUUGGACAAGGAUGACCAUAUGACAAGCGCAUCAAUCAAUAUGGCUCCAGAUGCAGACGACGCGAAAGAAGACGCAGAAAAUGACAAAGUAGCCGGGUCUUGUUUAUCUGAGCCGCUUAUCGAAGAUCGCCACCAGAGCGACGAGACGAGCCCUGAAGAUGAGCAAGCCGCCACCACCGGAGGGGAAGACAGUGUGUCCGAUACUGGUUCCAAGUCCGACAAAGCCGCCCCUGGAGAUGUGGAGAGCGACCGAGAUGUUGUGGAGGCUGACACCAAAGAGGUUGGGGACGCCCUUAAUGUCCCAGAAGAGACCAUGGACGCUGAAAACAAAAGCACGCAGGCUGUUAGUGUAAGCGAACAGGGCGCUCUGGGUGAAACUGUUGAUUCAGAAAUUGGGUCUAAGAAGGGUGAGGAGGAUGAGAAGACAGAAGAAGAGAAAGCAGCUGCGGACUCAGCCUCGACAGUGAAAGAGUCCUCUUCUGUAGAGGGCGAUGAUCAGAAAAAGAGCUCUGAGGAAAAAGAUGGUAAGACCGAGUCAAAAGAGGAAAAUGCUGCUGGAAGUGGUGCUACAGCAAGCAGCGGUAGAAAUCUGUGGGUCAGCGGUCUCUCUUCCACUACCAGAGCAACGGAUCUGAAGACCCUAUUCAGCAAAUAUGGCAAGGUUGUUGGAGCUAAGGUGGUGACCAACGCCAAAAGCCCCGGGGCUCGCUGCUAUGGCUUCGUCACCAUGUCCACCACAGAGGAGGCCACCACGUGUAUCAGCCACCUUCACAGAAAUGAGUUGCAUGGAAAGAUGAUCUCUGUGGAGCGGGCUAAAAAUGAGCCAGCGGGGAAAAAGCCAGCAGACAAGAAUGAUGUCAAGAAAGAGAGGAGACACUCCACCGACUCCAAGUCUGAUGGAAAGGAUGAGAAAUCUGAGGGAGAAGGAAAAGAUGGCAAAGGGCGAAAUGAAAGGACUGUAGUUAUGGACAAGUCCAAGGGAGAACCCGUCAUCAGUGUCAAAACCAAAAGCAAAGAGCGAAGCUCAAAGAGUCGUGACCGUAAGUCCCCCAGUAAAGAAAAGAAAGACAUCCUGUCAUUUGACCAGAUCAAGGAGCAGCGGGAGAGGGAGCGGCAGAGACAGCGGGAGAGGGAUGUCCGGGAGGUGGAGAGACGCAGAGUCACUGACCGUGAUCGUGACAACCGCCCGGAUCGUGAGCGUGAGCGAAUCCGUCUGUUCAGGGAGAGAGAGGAGAGAAAACACCUGCUGCGGAAGAGACACUGGCUGGAGACUGAGAGGCAGCGCCUUGAUGCAGACCGGAUGGAGCGUCAGUUCCUGGAGCGCGAAAGGCUUCGUAUAGAAUACGAGCGGCGGCGUGAGCAGGAAAGGAUCCUCAGGGAGCGGGAGGAGCUGAAACGGCAGCAGGACCAGUUGCGUUAUGAGCAGGACCGACGCCCUGUUAAGAGGCCGUAUGACAUGGACAACAGGAAAGACGAUUGGCCUGAGAAGCGCAUCGCCUUGGAUGACCGAGGCGGCCGCUCGGACUUUGGACGACCGGAACGUUACCAGGACUUUGACCACCGAGACCGCGGCCGAUACCAGGAUGACGUGAUGCUUGAUAGGCGAGAUAACACCCGUGGUGUAGGUGCAGACCGAGAUGGUCCGAACUUCUCAGACAGGUCAGAAAGACAUGGAAGAGAGGGUCGAGAGCCCUGGACUGGAGGAGGAUACGACAAGCGCAUGAACCCCAGGGAAGGAGGUCGAGACUGGGAAUCUGGACGGAAGAUGGAAGGAGACAGAACAUGGCAAAGUAGAGACGGUGCUAUUCCAGGCCAGAGCCACAUUGCACGUGGAGGGAUUGCAGGCCGUGGAGGUUACAUCAACACAGGAACAUCUCAGUCUCUCUCUGGAGCUCUGAACCGACAGAACCAGCUGAUGCAGGGCGGCGGGCUGCAGGGUGGAGCUUUUGGUCGACGCUACUGAUGUGUGUCUAUCUGAAGACGCUAGUUGGACUCUUUCAUGAAGUCACGUCAUGGAGGACGUGGCCAUCUUGUUUUUGUAAAUGUUUUGUCUUAAACGUGAUUUCUUUGCUCUUUUUUUUUUUGUCACAAUUCCAAUCCCCAUUUGAUGGAAACCUUUAUCUUUCGUGUUGGUUCUGUUUUUUUGUGACUUAGUGAUUUUCUGCCUUGUAUUUAUGGUUUAGUCCAUCCUACCUUGUUUGUUCACAUCAAAGCUACAUUUUCAGUGCAGAUGUUUAAUAGACACGUAAAUCGAUGGACAUCAGCAGUUUCCCAUGUUUAUCCCAGUUUACAUUUUGAACAUUUUGAAAGCUUUUCGUUCUCAUUAAAUGAAUUUUUGUUGCAGUUCAGAGCUUAGGUCUCAUUUAGACAUUUUUGUCUUUUUAAAACAAAUGGACGAUAAGAUCUCCCUGCUGAAGAAAAUGUUUUUAAAUUAAAUGACUCACUCUGAUUAUCCAAGCUUACUUUUUUAUAUUUCAAUCACUGCAUUUUUGUACAUAGCGUUUAAUUAGUGUGAUUAUCAGAUCAUGGUAGUACAUCCCCUUGAACUGUGAUUAAAAUCUCAAAUUAACUGAAUUGUGGUGUUGCAGCACAAGUUUUCUGUAACUAAAAUCUGUUUUUAGAUUUUGUUCAUAAAGUUUAGUUUUCUUGUC
Platichthys flesus (European flounder) is the source of this 3327-nucleotide messenger RNA. RefSeq names its product scaffold attachment factor B (gene safb). The record is from RefSeq and is a predicted model, not a curated record. Bases 132 to 2639 code for a protein of 835 amino acids. Gene Ontology annotation, cellular component: nucleus. The transcript is spliced from 21 exons. Gene Ontology annotation, molecular function: sequence-specific DNA binding; RNA binding. Gene Ontology annotation, biological process: regulation of transcription by RNA polymerase II; regulation of mRNA processing. NCBI's taxonomy places the organism in Eukaryota, Metazoa, Chordata, Actinopteri, Pleuronectiformes, Pleuronectidae.